AUGUGUCAAUCAGUCUCAAAGCACGAACAACCUGAGAACCCUGAGGAAGCUCACCACGGGAUUGCAUACAAAGAUCUCUCGCCGGAACAACAAGAAAUGAGCGAUAUUCUACACAAAACGGAGAGCUUUAAUCUGGACCUGUUAGGCAUUGCGGACCUUGGCCGAGAUGGAGUUUUCCGCUUUCUCGAUGCUGAUCGCAAUAUCCACUAUGCGAUUGCGUUGAGACCAGCAUUGAUAAAGGCUCUAUUGGACCGUUUGCCUUAUGAUGAAGAGGAAGAAAAGUUCUGGCGGGGAGUUGAUGGAACAAAAGUUCCAAAAGAACAGUGGUAUAAUCCACCCCCCCGGGAUCCUCCCCCCACCAUUGUCUGA
Fusarium poae is the source of this 369-nucleotide messenger RNA. RefSeq lists its product as uncharacterized. Lineage: Eukaryota; Fungi; Ascomycota; Sordariomycetes; Hypocreales; Nectriaceae. The record is from RefSeq and is a predicted model, not a curated record. The transcript has a single exon. Bases 1 to 369 code for a protein of 122 amino acids.